CUCAACUUUGAUGACAUGAAGAGACAACACUUCAAUGAAAGGUUUACCCAAAAGCAUACAAUUAAAGACUUUUUCUCUGUGGAUCAGUCAAAGGCUAAACAAAUGAAAGAAACAAAAUUAAGCAAACGACCCAAACUCGAUGUCCAAGAAGUGGCAUUUGUUAAAGAAGUUACCAAAUGUAGAGAUAAUAACUAUCGAGAAGUGAUUAAUAUUAAUGAAAGUCAAGAAUCUAUAGAUUGUUCUUCAAAUGUAAAUAAGGUAUCAAAUAAUGUGAUAAUUGAAUCGCCUCGUUAUGAAACCCCAGAAAAAGCACUCAAACAAGUGUUUGGUUACGAGUCGUUUCGAUCAUCACUUCAAGAACAUGCCAUCAAAUGUGCUAUCAAUGGUAAAAGUGAUAUCUUUGUUUCGAUGCCAACGGGUGCCGGAAAGUCACUUUGCUUUCAAUUACCGGCCAUUUGUGAUACAAACAAACUCACAAUAGUUGUGUCACCACUUCUGGCACUCAUUAUAAAUCAGGUGUCGGCGCUUAGGAAGAUGUCAAUCAAUGCUCAAACUAUUAACUCUACCCUGUCUUCAGCCGAACAAAAGAAUAUAAAAACUCAUUUAAUGUCCGACAAAGUGACCAUUAAAUUGUUGUACAUCACUCCUGAAAUGGCUGCCACAUCUAAUUUCCAAUUAAUUGUUGAACAUUUGUAUAAAACCAAUCAAUUGGGUCGCAUAGCCAUAGAUGAAGCUCAUUGUGUUUCUCAAUGGGGACAUGAUUUCAGACCUGAUUAUCUAAAACUCGGUCGCCUUAAAGCAAGAUAUCCUAAAGUUGUUUGGAUUGCAUUGACUGCCACUGCUUCACAAAAAGUAGUCGAAGACAUUAUUUCACUGUUAAAACUUCGAGAACCGAUUGCGAAGUUUGUUUGUUCUAAUUUCAGACCAAAUCUUGUUUAUGAUAUUGUAUUCAAAGAUUUGUUAAAAAAUCCUAUCGAAGAACUCAAAGAAUUUGUAAUGGAAGAGAUCGGACCGGAAUGCCUACCGGCGCCCAAAAGUGACAAAUUUUGCAGCGCUAAGAGUUUUAGUGAAAGACCAACCAAAAUGAAUACAAACGUUGGAAUUAUUUACUGUCGGACGCGAGCUGUUUGUGAUGAAAUCGCAAGUGAUUUGAGUAAGUUUGGCAUUAAAUCAAUGGCAUAUCACGCGGGACUAACUAAUCACCAGAGAAAAGAGUGUCAAGAAAAAUGGAUGAAAGGUAUUGUCAAAUGUAUAGCCGCGACGGUUAGCUUCGGUAUGGGUGUCGAUAAGGCUGACGUGCGUUUUGUUGUUCAUUGGAAUGUUUCACAAUCAUUAACCGGGUAUUACCAGGAAUCGGGUAGAGCUGGUAGAGACGGCAAACCUGCUAAAUGCAGAAUAUAUUAUUCAAUUGAAGAUAAAAAUGCCAUUUCAUAUCUUAUACGUCAAGACUCAGAAAAAAAGUUAAGUCAAAGCACUUCAUCUAAUUCUCAACAAAAUGAUGACCCAAAGCAAGCAUUACGAAGAUUUGAAAAAAUGGUUAAAUAUUGCGAAUCAGACUCCAGUUGCAGACAUUCUUUUAUUCUUUCAGAGUUUGUCAGCGACGACAGUAUUAUUAAGACUGGAUGUAAAACAAGUUGUGAUUUCUGCAAACAACCGAAUAUACUCAAGAAAUCUGUUCAGGAGUUUCAUAGCUUUCACUUUAACAAAAACCUUAAGACUCGUAUCGCUGACCUCAAUGAUGAAGAUGACUGGUCUAUGCCUAAGCACGACGUUCCGCAACACAUCGGCAAAGAUCUCAAAGAGAAAUCUACAAAAGAUUUUUCAAUGGUUGAUAUCGUUAAAAAAGAAUUCAAACGUCGAAAUAAAACAAAUAACAUGAGAUCAGAAGUACUUAAUGGUCAAAGAAGUUUUAUUAGUGCCAUCGAUGCGAUGGCUACAGACGUAUUGGAACCGAAAAACAUUAAGAUUAAAGACGUUGAUCUUGUAUUAAGAAAUAUGUUUGUCGACAAACUUAAACAAGAGAUAACUCAACACUACAAUGAAGUCAACUGUUUGGACAAAUCUAUAUCACUGGAGGUCUCAGAUAUCACUAAAAUCGCCGCCGAGUUUGAGUUAAGUGUAUUGAAGAUGAAAAAUUCAAAGAUGUCUUACAGAGCCGGUGUCGCAGAAUUCAUACGUUCACUCAAAAACUCUACCAAAAGUUCUACUAUUCAUACAUGUCUUAAAAAUACCGGUAAUACCAAUGUCUCAAAAGUAGUUAAUUAA
Oppia nitens is the source of this 2265-nucleotide messenger RNA. RefSeq names its product ATP-dependent DNA helicase Q5-like (gene RecQ5). Lineage: Eukaryota; Metazoa; Arthropoda; Arachnida; Sarcoptiformes; Oppiidae. Gene Ontology annotation, biological process: double-strand break repair via homologous recombination. Gene Ontology annotation, cellular component: chromosome; cytoplasm. Gene Ontology annotation, molecular function: four-way junction helicase activity; 3'-5' DNA helicase activity; ATP binding. The record is from RefSeq and is a predicted model, not a curated record. The transcript has a single exon. Bases 16 to 2265 code for a protein of 749 amino acids.